Messenger RNA from Talaromyces stipitatus ATCC 10500, 955 nucleotides. RefSeq lists its product as uncharacterized. The transcript is spliced from 2 exons. The record is from RefSeq and is a predicted model, not a curated record. The coding region runs from base 1 to 747 and encodes 248 amino acids. NCBI's taxonomy places the organism in Eukaryota, Fungi, Ascomycota, Eurotiomycetes, Eurotiales, Trichocomaceae. Gene Ontology annotation, molecular function: hydrolase activity, hydrolyzing N-glycosyl compounds.
AUGCAUAAGAUUGUCGAUGGUUAUGAAAAAGUCGCUGACAAUCUUAAUGCACAUGUCCAUCCGAACGAUCCAUAUCCGACCACGGAAUAUUUGAGAUCUUCAAUAAAGAUGGGAGCUGAGGUGUUAUUCCUGGAGCGUAUUGAGGUAUCAUCAGAACAACCAUUAUGGAUCCUAUGUUGGGCAGGCACCAACGUACUCGCCUCCGUCCUGCUGAGUCGAAAAUACACAUUCUUCCUCGGACGCUGCAGAGUUACGGUCAAAAUUACGCGUUUACACGAUCUCCGGCCAGGACGAUACUGGCGCGUGGAUCCGCAACAAGUACUCUGUACGUACCCGGAUAUCUUCUGUAUCUGCUCCAUUCACGGGUGGAGCCAAUGCGGACUCGCGACAUGGUCUAGUAUCUCCGGUGAGCGAUGGUAUGGCUUCGACCACGGUGGACCAGAUCCAACAAGAGUCAGCAAGGACUGGAUUCGCAAAAACAUCCAGAUUGGUCCACUGGGGUCUGUGUAUCCAGAUGUUAUGGUUAUCCCGGAAGGGGAUACGCUAACAUUCCUGUAUCUCAUUCAGAACAGCCUUGGUGUACCUGAACAUCCCGACUACGGGUCCUGGGGCCGAAGAUAUAAUCGUACAUCUACCACUAGUGGCAACAGAUAUUAUAGUGAUGUAGCUGACGAAAUGAUCGGUCUUGACGGCCGAAAACACAAGUCCAACCAAGCCACAAUCUGGCGAUGGCGGAAUGCCUUUUAAAACGACUUCGCCGCACGCAUCAGAUGGACGCUUUCCCCAGACCCGAGGAGCGCAAAUUACAACCCCGUGGUCAUCUUCAACGGAAACACAGGAAUCGAGCCUUUAAACUUUGAGCUGGAGGCCGGAUCAACAUUUCAGCUAGAAGCGUCCGCCAGUUACGACCCAGAUGAAGAUGACACGCUUACUUUCAGGUGGUAUCAGCACAUUG